Arachis stenosperma is the source of this 894-nucleotide messenger RNA. RefSeq lists its product as uncharacterized. Lineage: Eukaryota; Viridiplantae; Streptophyta; Magnoliopsida; Fabales; Fabaceae. The transcript is spliced from 6 exons. The record is from RefSeq and is a predicted model, not a curated record. Bases 208 to 645 code for a protein of 145 amino acids.
CGUCGAACACAUUUAAAGAUACGGAUCAAUAGAACUUGGAAGGGAAAGAAAGGUUUUAAAUAGAUUUUGAUCCUAAUUCCUAAACCUAAUUUAAUUUGAUUAUAAUAUUAUUGUUAAAGUUUCAAGUUUCUAGUGUCUACUCUUCAACGUGGCUUUGAUCCAAAUUCUAAACCAAAACUAGAGUUUGUGAUUCUGGUAUCCACGAACAUGGCGGCACGCCCCAACAGCUACAGCAACAAGACCAGAGCUUCCAAUGGCGGCGACAACACUACAAACCUUCGCUGCUAUCACUGCGCAGGCCCACUUUCUAAGCACAUGGAAACCAGUAGCUGGACCAUUCCGCCCCUCAUCAGGGAUAGCUUUUCUAUGAUCGGUUCUGCCGUUGGUGGCAUUACAAGUGCAUUUUAUGGAUUUAACCAUGUUAUGCCAGUUGUUCAGAGACACAUCAAAGGACCAAUGUGGGUGCAUUUUCUUGUUGGUGCACCACCUGUGAUAGUGUUCUCUUCAGCUUGUGCAGGACUGGCAGGUGGGGCUAUUCCUGCUUUGGCACAGCUAACUUCCUCAUCAUACCAUGCGGCAAUGUCACCGUCGCCGCCUUCGGAGGAAGAUAAGAUUCAGAAAUCAAGAACUUCCUCUGCUCUCUGAUGUGUAUACACACACAUGCAUCUAGUGCAUGUACUAAGUUUUGUAUUUGUUGUGGGAGUUUUUUUUUUAUUAUUUUUUCUUCUAGUGUAAAUACCGCUCUUUCAGUUUUAAAGCAACAAUAUUGUGUAGUUUUAUCUCCCUGAAAACUGGUUCUUGAGAUUAGAGAGAUUCUUUUCUCACAUGAUAAAUAAUUUCGAAAAGCAUGAUUGAAUUUAUUUAGACUAUUCAGGUAGUUUUUGUUUUCAGAAA